GUAGGAGUUGUCAUCAUACUUGUUGUCAUAAUGUUAUGCUGGAUAAAGAAACUCAAACAGAGAAGAAAAAGAAACAAUGAUAACAUCAAUGUGGAUAAUUUUCUUAGGAAUCAUGAAUUCUUGGCUCCAAAAAAGUAUUCUUACUCCCAAGUAAAGAAGAUGACCAACUCCUUCAAAGUCAAACUAGGACAAGGCGGCUUUGGUUCGGUGUAUAGAGGAGAGCUAAGCAAUGGAAACCUUGUGGCUGUGAAAGUUUUAAAUGAACUAAAAGGUAACGGUGAAGAUUUCAUUAAUGAAGUUGCAAGUGUUGGCAGGACUUCUCAUGUAAAUAUUGUAACUCUUGUGGGAUUUUGCUGUGAUGGCCAUCAAAGAGCUUUGAUCUACGAAUUCAUGCCUAACGGGUCCCUUGAAAAGUUCAUAUAUGGGCGGGAAUCCUCGGGUAAUAUCCAACUUGGGUGGGAAAAGUUGCACCAGAUUGCAGUUGGGAUUGCUCAAGGCUUAGAAUAUUUGCAUAAGGGCUGUAACACACGGAUCUUACAUUUCGAUAUAAAGCCACAUAAUAUUCUUUUGGAUCAAGACUUAUGUCCAAAGAUAUCUGACUUUGGACUAGCUAAGCUAUUACAUGAGAAAAGAAGCAUGAUAUCUGUGUCGCGUACCAGAGGAACACCAGGUUAUAUUGCUCCUGAACUAUUUUCAAGGAACUUUGGUCAGGUCUCCCACAAAUCAGAUGUUUAUAGUUACGGAAUGAUGAUUUUGGAAAUUGUUGGAGGGAGGAAAAAUAUUGAGGUUGAAGUUGAUCACACUAGUGAAAUAUACUUUCCUCAUUGGAUAUACAAGAAACUUGAAUUAAAUGAAGAACAACUUGGACUGCACGGGAUUGUGAGUGAUGUAGAAAACAUGAUGGUGAGGAAAAUGAUCAUUGUAGGCUUAUGGUGCAUACAAACUAAUCCUUUGGACCGUCCGACAAUGACUAAGGUAUUGGAAAUGUUAGAAGGCGAUGUAGCAUCAAUGGAAAUCCCUCCGAAACCAUUUCUUUCUUCUCCAACAAGGUCUAUCGAUCCCCCAUCUAUUAAUAACUUGGAUCAUAAUUAUUCUUUUACCGCCAAUAGCUCAUCACUUUUACUGUUGUUGAUCAAUCUAAUUUUAUAUCCAUCCGCAAUGAAAGAAAACAUACGGCAUCAUACAUCAAUCAUUUUCUUGUUCGUUAUAAAGGUAUGUUUUUGUUUGGAUCCACAGUACGAAUCUUGUGUCCCCAAAGACUGUGGUGAUGGUAUGAUGAUAAACUAUCCGUUUUAUAUCAACGGUAUGCAAGAUCCAAAUUGUGGGUACCCUGGUUUCCAACUCAGCUGCAACAAUAGCUCACCAAUCUUGCAGAUAUCCAACAACAGUUACUCAGUUACAGAAAUUGACUAUAAAAAUCAAUCUAUGCGGUUGUCCCUAGAGCAAGAAGAUAUCACAUGCCUUUCGAACGUGAUCAAAAACAAAAACUUAACAUUUGAUCCUACCCAGUUUACGCUAAUAGCAGCUUCAAAAGUUAUUGUUCUAACAAAUUGUUCAAAACCGUUACCGGAAGAUCUCACUACAAGGUACAGAAUUAACGGGUCUUGCAAGCCAUCCUUUAAUCAGCAGCUGGUUAUGCUUGACAAUGACGUGAAUCUGAGAAAUCUGACGGAAUUCUGUAGUCUGGUGAGUGUGCCGGUGGAACUACGCAAUGGAGGAGAGGUGGUGGACGGUAGGAAUUAUACAAAGGUGCUGCAGAGGGGGUUUACAGUGGGCUGGAUUGCAUCGGAUUGUUCCUGGUGUGAGGCGAGUGGUGGGAGGUGCGGUUUUAAUACGACUACUUUCCAGUUUCAGUGUUUCUGCUACGAUAGACCCCAUAGAGUGAGGUGCCUCCCGCCAACUGGAACAACUAGAACAAGUAAAAAACACAUGGCUGUUAUCAUCGCAGUCAUUGUAGGGGGUGUGAUUAUACUAGCUGUCAUGAUCUUAUGUUUGAUAAAGAAACUCAAACAGAGAAGAAAAAGAAAGAGUAAUGUCAAUGUGGAUAAAUUUCUUAAGAAUCAUGAAUUCUUCGCUCCAAAAAGGUAUUCUUACUCGCAAGUAAAGAAGAUGACUAACUCCUUCAAGGUGAAACUAGGACAAGGCGGCUUUGGUUCAGUGUAUAAAGGAGAGCUAAGCAAUGGAAACCUUGUGGCAGUGAAGGUUUUAAAUGAACUUAAAGGUAAUGGUGAAGAUUUCAUCAAUGAAGUUCAAAGUGUUGGUAUGACUUCUCAUGUAAAUAUAGUAAGUCUUGUGGGAUUUUGCUGUGAUGGCAAGCAAAGAGCAUUGAUCUAUGAAUUCCUGGCCAACGGGUCCCUUGAAAAGUUCAUAUAUGGUCAGGAAUGCCCGGGUAAUAUCCAACUUGGGUGGGAAAAAAUACACCAGAUUGCAAUUGGGAUUGCUCAAGGCUUAGAAUAUUUGCACAAGGGUUGUAACACACGGAUCUUACAUUUCGAUAUAAAGCCACAUAAUAUUCUUUUGGAUCAAGAUUUCUGUCCUAAGAUAUCCGACUUUGGACUAGCUAAGCUAUUUCAUGAGAAAAGGAGCAUGAUAUCUGUAUCUCAUAUCAGAGGAACACCAGGGUACAUAGCUCCUGAACUAUUUUUCAGGAAUUAUGGACAAGUCUCCCAAAAAUCAGAUGUUUAUAGUUACGGAAUGAUGGUUUUGGAAAUGGUUGGAGGGAGGAAUAAUAUUGAGGUUGAUGUUGAUCACACAAGUGAAAUAUAUUUCCCUGAUUGGCUAUACAAAAAGAUUGAAGUAGAUGAGGAACAACUUGGACUCCAUGGAAUUGUGAGUGACAAAGAAAACGAGAUGGCGAGGAAGAUGAUCAUAGUAGGGUUGUGGUGCAUACAAACAAAUCCCCUGAACCGCCCGACAAUAACUAAGGUGUUGGAAAUGUUAGAAGGUGACUUAGCAUCGUUGGAAAUCCCUCCCAAACCUUAUUUGUCUUCUCCACCAAGGUCCAUUGAUCUCCCAUUAUCUGAUAAACCAAAUCUGAAUUGUUCUAUUACCGGUAGCUCAUCACUUUGAAAUGUUAUUCGAUCUCAGUACGAUCACACAUCGGCCACGUAUUGGAUCGGUUGGUGGUUUAUAAGCCGGGUGUCCCUCAUCCUUUGAGCUAGCUUUUGGGAGUAAGUUCUACACCUAACUUAUGGUUUGAUGCGAGUCUAUGGGAUGGGUUCGUUCAUUAUCCAAAAACUUAAAUGACUGUUAUGAUACUUAAAGGGGGUCUCUUGACAUUAUCUAUGUUAUAAUUGUUAUAUUGUUGUAAUAUAUCCAAUUACAUUUAGAACCGGCCGUAUGCACAUACGAAAAGUUAAAGUGAGACACUGU
Molecule: messenger RNA, 3372 nt
Organism: Erigeron canadensis
Lineage: Eukaryota; Viridiplantae; Streptophyta; Magnoliopsida; Asterales; Asteraceae
Product: LEAF RUST 10 DISEASE-RESISTANCE LOCUS RECEPTOR-LIKE PROTEIN KINASE-like 2.1
Exons: 4
Coding region: 31-3069 (1012 amino acids)
Biological process (GO): protein phosphorylation
Molecular function (GO): ATP binding; protein kinase activity; polysaccharide binding
Source: RefSeq, a predicted model, not a curated record